Molecule: messenger RNA, 613 nt
Organism: Acanthoscelides obtectus
Lineage: Eukaryota; Metazoa; Arthropoda; Insecta; Coleoptera; Chrysomelidae
Source: the annotation of a GenBank genome assembly
GGGUAAGAACUAUUGUGAUACCAUAUCCUAGUAUAUUCGAUAUUCUAUGUUUCCAUUCAUUUUAGUUUGAACAUGUCAAAUUUGACAACAUAUUUGAAUGCUUCAAAAUGUGCUGCUGCUUGGAUACAACUAGGAGGACUCAGUAUUGAUGAGUGUGUAAUUAUUAUUGACUUAUUACUUGACUUAACCUGUUUUGUUUACUGGAAUAAAACAGAUCCUGAUGGUUUUAAUGCCUGAAGAAAUGGAUGUAAUGGAAACUGCAGUUGAAGCACUCACUGCUAUUAUACAACAUCCCCAUACACAUAGAUACAAAAACAAUGUAACAAAAUAUGCCGCCAAUAUUUGUAUAAAUUUGAUAAAAUACUGGCCGCAGAAAGAAGUUUACCAGAACUGAACAAGGACGUUGUGGCUAUACUUUAUGGAUUAAUUAUUACUAUUGCGGACUCACAUUCAAAAAUAUUUAUAGAAAAUUUGAAAUCUCAGAACCAGGAAGAGCAGCGUAUUGCAUUUGAUUUAUUGAAUUCAAUUUUGAAGUGCACCAACCUACCCGGAUUGUACCCUGUAGAUGAAUCAAGCAGUACCUUAACUUUUGGGUUUUGGUAUACCUUACAGG